ACCAACAACUGAAAGAUGAGAGCUGGAAUUUGCACCAUACAACUUCAAGCCCUUAGCAUCGAGGCCGAGACGACGGUGAAGCAAGCGGUCGGGCUAGCACGUCGACGAGGCCACUCUCACGUCACUCCGCUCCAUGUAGCUACCGCAAUGCUCGCAUCGUCCUCCGGUGUCCUUCGUAGAGCUUGUCUUCAUUGCCAUUCUCACCCUCUCCAAUGCAAAGCUCUCGAGCUUUGUUUCAACGUCGCUCUUAACCGUCUUCCUACGUCGACACCAAACCCACUUUUUGGCCCUCAAUAUCCCAAUCCUUGCCUUUCCAAUGCCUUGGUUGCCGCCUUCAAACGAGCUCAGGCACACCAACGUCGUGGCUCGAUCGAAAACCAACAACAACAACAACAACAACCGAUUCUAGCUUUGAAGAUUGAGUUGGAGCAGCUUGUUAUCUCGAUCUUGGAUGACCCAAGUGUUAGUAGAGUGAUGAGAGAAGCGGGUUUCUCGAGUACUCAAGUCAAAAACAUGGUCGAAAAAGCGGUUUCCUUAGAGGAUUACAACCAUGAAAAACACUACUUUUACGAGAAAAAAUUGAACAAUUUGCUACCCACCAAACCCAUUUCUCAUACCCAUUUCACAAAACCAUUGCUUUCAAACACUAUCCCAAAUGAAGAACUCACACAAAUCUUGGAAGAACUCUCAAGAACACAAAGAAAAAGCACCAACACAGUGAUAGUAGGUGAAAAUUUGAGCUCAAUUGAAGGCAUAAUUAGAGGAAUAAUGGAGAGAUUUGAGAAAGGAGAAGUCCCAAAUGAAUUGAAAUUCUUUGAGUUCUUAAGCCUUCCACUAUUCUCCUUAAGAAACCUUUCAAAGGAAGAGAUAGAACAAAAGCUUUUGGAGUUAAAAUGCAUAGUAAAAAGCUGUUUAGGUAAAAGGGUAAUUUUUUAUUUGGGAGAUCUCAAAUGGGUUUCAGAGUUUUGGUCAAAUUAUGAAGAAAAAACAAGUUUUUACAGCCCGGUGGAGAAGAUAAUCAUGGAGAUUCAAAGAUUAUUACUGCAUGGUAAUAAUGGUGAAAGCUAUGGUAAAUUUAGGGUUUUGGGUAUUGCAACUUUUCAGAUUUACAUGAGAUGUAAAGCUGGGAAUCCUUCUUUGGAGUCUCUUUGGUCACUUCAGCCUCUUACAGUUCCUGUUGGAAGUUUGAGUCUCAGCCUCAAAUUUGAAAGCAAAGAAUGUAACUUUCAGACCAAUUCUGUCAAGGGUUUCACUUUAUGUCGUGAACAGUACAAAGAUGAGGCAAAAAAGACUGCUGUAAUUGCCACUCAACAGGAUGAUCAAUAUGAGGAGUGGAAUAAUCAUAAAGGAAUCAACUUUCUUGAGAAAUCCUUCAAUUUUUCUCCUGAUUUGAUCUGCCACUCGUUUAUUAGCCCGAAACCGUCUCCGAAAGAGUAUCAAUUCUGGGGUUCGGACGAGGCGAACCGAAACGUUGUCGUUUCGAAUCCCGAGCUUCUCUCGAACCCUAAUUCAAGUCCGAAUUCUGCUUCUUCGAGCGAAGUUCUAAUAGAAGAGGAAGAGGAAGAAGAAGAAGAACGACGCUCGAAACUUCUUACGAAUUCGCUUAUGAAAACGAUUCCAAAUUGCUCGAAAGACAAAGCUAAUGAACUUUCAUCCAUAAUUCUCCAUUGUAGAUCAUUGAGAAGGUCAAAGAAGCAAGAAAGUUGUAGCCUUUUGUUCAUGGGAAAUGAAGAACAAAGGCAAGCCAAGGAAAGAACAGCAAGAGAAUUGGCUAAGAUCAUGUUUGGGUCACAAACAAAGUUCAUUUCCAUUGGUUUGAGCAGCUACAAACAAGAAAUUGAUGAACAUUAUGAACAAAAAAACAUCAAAAAGAGAGGAAGAAAUGAAUUGGGUUGCAAUUAUUUGCAAAGAUUUGGAGAGGAAAUCAAUGAAAAUCCUCAUAGAGUGUUCUUCAUGGAAGAUAUUGAAGAAAUUGAUUAUUGUUCUUCAAAGGGUUUGAAGGAAGCCAUUGAAAGGGGAAGAGUGAAGCUUUCAAAUGAGGAAAUUUGUUCAUUAAAAGAUGCCAUCAUCAUCAUCAAUGCUCAAAGACAAAGCGUUAAACAAGAACACGAAGAACACGAAGAACACGAAGAACGGAGGAGAUUUGUUUCAUUGGAUUUGAACAUAGCAAUUCAAGAAGGGAAUGGAGAUAGAAUUAGAUCAAUCAUGGAAUGUGUGGAUGGGAAAAUUUUAUUUUCAUAAUUAGCUUCUUAAUUUCUUCAAUAGUGUGUGGGUGACACUCUUUUUUUUUGGGAUUUUCUAGGAAUGUAAAUGUAUAAAUUAAUGCAUAUUUUUCCUCGUGGUUUGUUCGGUAUAA
Cucurbita pepo subsp. pepo (vegetable marrow) is the source of this 2356-nucleotide messenger RNA. Its product is annotated as protein SMAX1-LIKE 3. Lineage: Eukaryota; Viridiplantae; Streptophyta; Magnoliopsida; Cucurbitales; Cucurbitaceae. The record is from RefSeq and is a predicted model, not a curated record.